Molecule: messenger RNA, 2333 nt
Organism: Papaver somniferum (opium poppy)
Lineage: Eukaryota; Viridiplantae; Streptophyta; Magnoliopsida; Ranunculales; Papaveraceae
Product: BTB/POZ domain-containing protein SR1IP1-like
Exons: 5
Coding region: 204-2054 (616 amino acids)
Molecular function (GO): protein binding
Source: RefSeq, a predicted model, not a curated record
UUGCUGUGGGCUAAGAUUCUAAUUCAUGGGUGUAAAUUAGUUAUGAUUUGAUGUUGUUUCAUGAUAACAUUGGAAAAGGAAGACCAAAAACUCAAUUACUUUACUUCCUCAUUUCUAUUCUCUUCUUACUUGUUCUUCAUUUCAGGCAUAUGAUGAUAUGAGCAAAGUAAUCAAUCAAGAAAGGUUAAACAGCAGCAGCAGCCAUGGGGAAAGUUGAUCAAGAAGAAGCUGCAAAAACAACACUUAAUGCCUUGUUUGCUAAAAAGAAUGAAAAACUCUCUGCAGCAAUGGAAAGAACUAGUGACUGGAUUUUCUCCCAAGAGAUUCCUAGUGAUGUUACAGUUCAUGUUGGAGAAGUUUCCUUUUCACUUCAUAAGUAUCCAUUAGUCUCAAAGUCAGGAUACAUAAGAAAACUAGUGUCAGGAGCUAGUGAUGCAGAUCUUUGUGCUAUAGAAAUUCAUGAUAUUCCUGGUGGCGCAGAAGCAUUUGAAUUGGCGUCAAAUUUCUGCUAUGGAAUAAAUUUUGAGAUUGGUAUUGAGAACAUAAGCAUGCUCAGAUGUGCGGCUGAGUAUCUGGAGAUGACUGAGGACUACGCAGCUGGGAAUCUGGUGACGAGAACGGAGGCCUAUUUGAAUGAUAUAGCGUUGAAGAGCCUUUCGGGUGCAGUCACGGUGCUACAUCUAGCGGAAAAUUUAAUUCCAGUGGCAGAGAAGAUUAAGCUGGUGAGCCGAUGCAUAGACACAAUAGUCCAUAUGGCAUGCAAAGAUAACCAAUUCUCAUUGCUCGGUAAAACCGAGAAUAGCUACGAGAAUGGCAAUUCUUCAUCAGUACCUCAACCUAAGCCUAUCGUACAUUGGUGGUCGGAAGAUUUAACGGUUCUUAGAAUCGAUAUCUUCCAACGGGUUAUCACCACAAUGAUGACAAAAGGAUUUAAACAGUAUGAGCUUGGUCCAAUACUCAUGUUAUAUGCGCAGAAAUCAUUUCGAGGUUUGGAUAUAUUUGGCAAAGGAAGGAAGAAAAUUGAACCGAAACAAGAGCACGAAAAGCGGGUUGUACUGGAGACCAUUGUGGCUCUUUUGCCUGUGGAGAAGAACACCAUGUCAGUUAGCUUUCUUUCGAUGCUUCUACGUGCAUCAAUAUUUCUUGAGACAACUGUUGCUUGCCGUCUUGAUCUUGAAAAGAGAAUAGGAGAGCAACUCGGACAGGCAGUGCUGGAUGAUCUCUUGAUUCCAUCAUACUCCUUCACUGGCGAUACAUUAUUUGAUGUCGACACUGUACAACGUAUCAUGAUGAACUACCUCGAAUAUGGAAUGAACGGAGCCGAAUUUGAUGAUGGAUAUUUUUCACCCCUGCCAAGUGAUAUGGAACGAGUUGGAAAGCUAAUGGAGAGUUAUCUUGCUGAAGUAGCAUCAGACCGGAAUUUAACUGUUUCCAGGUUCAUCAGCCUAGCAGAACUAAUCCCCGAGCAAGCAAGAAUAACCGAGGAUGGAAUUUACAGAGCCGUAGAUAUCUAUUUGAAGGCUCAUCCUACCCUGAGUGACAUGGAGAGAAAGAAAGUUUGCAGCUUAAUGGACUGCCAAAAGCUAUCGCGAGGAGCAUGCGCCCAUGCAGCUCAAAAUGAACGGCUUCCUGUGCAAACUGUGGUUCAAGUGCUUUACUACGAGCAGCAACGUCUACGAGAGGGCAUGGGUGGGGAAUCUCCGGCUUCACGAAUGGGUGGGGAAUCUCCGGCUCAACCGCGCAAAGUGCACAUAUACUCUGCAGAUAACCACCAACCCUCUGAUGAACUUUCAAGGUUACAAAAAGAAAACGACCAACUAAAACUUGAGCUAGCCAAGUUGAAAAUGCGAUUGAAAGAAUCUGAGAGACAGACAGGAGGAGACUCUGCAUCAGCAAUGAGCACUCCACCACAAUCUAGCAAUAAGCCACCAUUGCCUAAAAAAUCAUUCAUAAAUAACGUGUCUAAAAAACUCGGCCGUCUUGUUCGUGCUGAUAUAUUGAAGCCUCCUUCCCGGACAAGACCCGCCAAAGAUCGAAGACAUUCCAUCUCUUGAUUCUUCUUCUCCGUCUUUACCUUAUACUAUAUCAAAUAUACUGCUGCAAUUUGUUUGCGAUUACAGUUUGAAUUACAAAGAGACCAGGUAUUCUCAUUUUGUGUAUAUUACUGUCAUUCUUGCACCAAAAGAAAAUCAAUCAUGUACUGAAAUUGGUGUUUCUACUGCUGCUGCCUGCUGUUUGUGCUAAAUUUUCACAGAAAAUGUCUAUUGAAUUCUCUAAACUACUCUUGGUGAUAAAUAUCAAAUUGUAAUAACAAAACAUAAGAAGUUCAUUCA